Molecule: messenger RNA, 594 nt
Organism: Cyprinus carpio (common carp)
Lineage: Eukaryota; Metazoa; Chordata; Actinopteri; Cypriniformes; Cyprinidae
Product: protein NATD1
Source: RefSeq, a predicted model, not a curated record
UGCUGUUGUUGUACAGCUCUGUUCGGUGACGUCACAUCAUGGCGCGAUACAUACUGUCUCAAAAAUGUAUCUUUCGGUUCAGUCAAGGAUAUAACAACAGUCAGCGGCUCAGUGUAUCUACAAACUUCCCGAACACAAAUGUGAUACACGAUAGACAGAAUCAGCGUUUCACAGUAACUCUAGACUGCGGCGGAGCAGUGAGCAGUGCAGUCCUGAAAUACAGUCUCAGUCAGGAUCAGCAGGUGGAGCUGAUCUCUACAGAGGUUCCUGAAUCACACAGGGGUAAAGGUGUAGCAGCACAUCUGGCAAAGGCUGCUCUUGAUUUCGUUGUUGAAGAAAAUUUGACAGCGAGGAUAUCCUGUUGGUACAUUAGAAAAUAUGUAGUUGAAAAUCCACAUCUUGGAUACCAGGCUUAUAUUGAAGAUGAAUAAAGGCAGAAUUAAACAACAUAUUAACGAAGAUUUUACAUACAUCUUACCUCCUUUACAACCUGACUCUUUGCAGUCUUUUGACAGGAUGAACAGAUAGUCUCCAGAGCUUACAUGUAGGCAACAAAAGAGGUACAAAUAAACAAAUGAUGGAUGUACAAAUUAA